GUCUGCGCCCGCCACCAGAUGCUAUGAGUACGAAACACCUCGUGGAAAUUCGCAAUCCACCACAUCGAUCCAAGCGAAAUUAAUCAGGUUGAUAACACAUUUCACGGCUUUGACGACUGCCAUCAUAGCCAUUCCUUUGAUUAUUGUUACCACGAGACUUGACACUCUUCCCACGAAAACCACACUCACGCUAUUAUUUGCAUCUUCAAGUUUUACGCUCCACGUCUUGUCCUGAGCGCCAUCGACAGCGAGACUUGCGACUGAGCCGACGCCGUCCUCUCUUAUCCUAUUGCAAGGGUUGGCUAAACGCACACCUUGCUCCUUAUACUCCUCUGACCAUCCUCAAGUGAUUACCCUCUAAAAAAUAUUUUUCCUGUUACGAGCACGCAACCGACAACUACCCCAAAUGUCAGGACUCGACGUCGAAGCGCUCCUCGAUUCGGCGGCAGCAGCCGAGACCAAAGACUCUCCCAAGGAACAAGAUGAUCGUCAUCGGUCUGAUCGUUCAGAUCGCCGUGACAGGGACAGAUAUCGCGAUGGGUCCCGAGACCGCGAUCGCGACCGCAAACGACGAGACCGUAGCCGUGAACACCGUCGAGAUAGAAAUGACAUAACAAGCCCUCGCAGCGACCAUGGAAGUGCUAAUGGCAGCCAUAGGAGCAGUCGAAGACGCAGUCGCAGCAGGGAUGACGAUCGUCGCCGAUCACGACGAGACGACGACCACUAUCGAAAGCGCUCUAGGUCUCCCGAGUAUGAUCGCUACUAUCGCCCUGGUGCACGGUCUAAACAUGAUCAAGAUGACCGAAAAGAGCGGGAUCGAGAAGCGGGCGACCGCGACCGACGUCGCUCGGGUAGUCCUAAGAGAGGGGGCGAAAGCAAGGCCUCAGAAGCGCAGCUCACAGAAGAUGAGCGAGAUAGGAGAACAGUCUUCGUCCAACAGCUUGCGGCUCGGCUAAGAACAAAAGAAUUGAUCCAGUUCUUCGAAAAGGUCGGACCGGUCAAAGAGGCACAGAUCGUCAAGGAUCGAGUCUCCGGGCGAUCCAAGGGGGUUGGCUACGUCGAGUUCAAGAAUGAAGAGUCCGUUCAACUUGCUAUCCAGAUGACAGGACAGAAACUACUCGGUAUCCCCAUCAUCGCCCAGCUUACUGAAGCAGAAAAGAACCGACAAGCACGAAACCCCGAGGCGUCGACCAGCAACCACAAUUCGGUUCCGUUUCACCGCCUCUAUGUUGGUAACAUUCAUUUCAGCAUCACUGAACAAGAUUUGCAGAAUGUCUUUGAACCCUUUGGGGAGUUGGAAUUUGCCCAGCUUCAAAAGGAGGAAGGUGGACGAAGUCGUGGGUACGGCUUUGUGCAAUUUCGGGAUCCUAACCAAGCUCGUGAGGCCCUUGAAAAAAUGAAUGGCUUUGACCUCGCAGGACGUCCUAUCCGAGUCGGCCUCGGUAACGACAAAUUUACGCCCGAAUCCACUGCGAACCUCUUGCAACGAUUCCAAGGCCAGAAUGGGCCUGGGCCCUUCCAAGGCUCUGCCUUCUCGGGUUCUGGGGGCCGAGGAUCUCAUGCUGGCGGCUCUGGUGGGAACUUUGACCGUGCCGGUGGACGCGACACAGACAAAAACCAGGGAGGCGCCAGUGCUUUGGACGACACGGAUGUCGCUGGAGUCAAUUUCAGCAACUACAGCAGAGAUGCGUUGAUGCGUAAACUAGCCAGAACCGACGAACCGGCCGACGCAGACACGAAACGGGCUACAGUGCCGAAGAGGGAGUCCAAACCUCUACCAGUCAACGUCAGCCAAGCUAGCAGAUGUGUUCUGCUGAGAAACAUGUUUGACCCAGCUGAGGAAGAAGGCGAGGGGUGGGUCAAAGAGCUCGAAGAUGAUGUUCGGGCAGAAUGCGAGGGAAAGUACGGACACGUGGUCCACAUCUCACUCGACCCCAACACGCAAGGUGAUAUCUACCUCAAGUUUGAACGAGUGUCUGGCGGUGAAAAUGCGAUCAAGGGGCUAAACGGACGUUACUUUGGUGGUAGGCAGAUUUCUGCACAGCCAGUUGUUGACGCCGUCUACAGCAGCUUGUUUUCCCGAACGAAGGCACUGUGAGGUGGAAUGAAAUAGAGGAGCAAGGUAUCCUGAUUCGAUACGAGACGACACUGUCAAGACUAAGUGUUGCGCAGCCAGUGAGACUGGCGGGAUGGACUGACCCAUCCUGGAAGCCUUGGUUGACCUGAUGCUAGGACACGUCAUCUCUGAUCUCGAUCUUGUGGAGACUUUUCGCCUUCCCAACAUGAACCCAUGUGGUCUUGAUGGUACUAGGGAAAGGGGGGAAAGCAGAAGCACCCUAUCUGCCAAAAGGGAGCCCAGUAAUUGGCACCAGUUCUAAGUGGUGGACCGAUCCUCCUAACAGUGUCGUCAUGAUAUAUUGAGCUAACCUGGCUCUUUGGCGACCAGACAUGGUAGAUGGCAAUAGCUCAGAAGUGCUGGAGGUGCUGUCAGUGCUAAAGGAAUCGAUCAGAAUGGUGGAGGAACCUGGUAGGUCUGUGGUGAUGGGGAGGCAGACACUGCAAGUUUGAUGCAGGUCUGAUUGUCAGCCUUGACUACUUCAAUUUUUGUGAGACAGGUGUGCUUUUGUUGCAUCAACCACAAUUCAAGCAUGCUUUUUCUUCUUUGCUUACAUGAAUGUUCUAGUCUUAGACAAUGUUGACUGUCACAACCUGCCUGCUCGGCGGAAUCCAAUCGCAAGCAGAUAUGGUUGCCAGCUCCAUUGAAUUCACACAUUUAUUUUGUCGUUGUAUCAGACCUAGGCCCUGCCAUGAGAUGAGAGGAGUAUCUAGGGCAAAGGGUCAGUCGAAGCUAGAGAAGUCCAGGACUCUAUCU
This is a messenger RNA of Exophiala mesophila, 2872 nucleotides long. RefSeq lists its product as uncharacterized. The transcript has 4 exons. Gene Ontology annotation, cellular component: nucleus. Gene Ontology annotation, molecular function: RNA binding. The coding region runs from base 407 to 2098 and encodes 563 amino acids. NCBI's taxonomy places the organism in Eukaryota, Fungi, Ascomycota, Eurotiomycetes, Chaetothyriales, Herpotrichiellaceae. Gene Ontology annotation, biological process: mRNA processing. The record is from RefSeq and is a predicted model, not a curated record.